AUAUUAUUUUCCGACGUCGUUUGAUGAACCCGCGAAUCCUUUAAAACCUAACCAGAGAAGAAGAACAACAACACACACCGUUCUCUUUCAAUUCAAUUCAAGAUUCUUCUUCAAUCUUCAAUCUUCAAUCUUCAAUCUUCAUUCUUCAACACAGUGCACUCGUUUCUGCAGUUAUGGCGGCACACACUGAAACCAACAUUGCUCCCUCAAAGCACCCUCUCCCUCCGCCAAACACCCUCGAUUCUCAAUCUGUUCAAAAACGGUUGCAGUCUGAAUUGAUGGCUCUCAUGAUGAGUGGAGAAUCUGGGGUUUCUGCAUUCCCUGAAGAAGAUAACAUAUUGUGCUGGAAAGGAACAAUAACAGGAACCAAAGACACAGUGUUUGAGGGAACAGAUUACAAGUUGUCACUUUCAUUCCCUACUGAUUACCCUUUUAAGCCUCCAAAGGUCAAGUUUCUAACCACCUGCUUCCACCCCAAUGUGGAUUUGCAUGGCAACAUUUGCUUGGACAUUCUUCAGGAUAAGUGGUCCUCUGCUUAUGAUGUCAGAACAAUUCUUCUAUCAAUCCAAAGCCUACUUGGAGAGCCAAAUAUUAGCUCACCACUAAACACACAAGCAGCACAGCUUUGGAGCAAUCAACAAGAAUACAGGAAGGUGGUGGAAAGGAUGUACAAAUGUCCUAGUGCAGUUGCUUGAAUUGGUUCCAGAAGUUCCUUCUCUGUGGUCUGCUCUGCUUUGGAGAAGAGAAGGAAUGCAAUUUUGAAGUCUGAAUUUCUACAAAUAAUUGUCUGUCUUUUGUUGACGAUUUUGAUUUUUGAUUAAGAGUAAACUGUCUAAUGAGUAGGUUAAUUUUCUUCUUCUCGAAGCCUUUGCUGUUGGCUCUCUCUACUUUGUACUAGACUGGGAUGUUAGAUACAUCAGAAUCAAUCAACAAUCGACUUUUUUUUUUUUCAUUUUAC
Messenger RNA from Lotus japonicus, 958 nucleotides. RefSeq names its product ubiquitin-conjugating enzyme E2 20-like. The record is from RefSeq and is a predicted model, not a curated record. The transcript has 5 exons. Bases 174 to 695 code for a protein of 173 amino acids. NCBI's taxonomy places the organism in Eukaryota, Viridiplantae, Streptophyta, Magnoliopsida, Fabales, Fabaceae.